UGAUCAGCCCAAACUGUAAAUUUAUCGCCGUCGUCGUCAGUCGGUCAUACAUAAAGCAGACCAGUUGUUUAGAAUAGAAGACGAGUGCAGAAUUACAACAGAACUUAUCGGUGACUGACGACAAUUUCAUUUCAUCGUCAACACAGUUGAAAAACCAUGAUUCAGUUUGUGCUUCUUAUUAGCCGACAAGGAAAAGUCCGGUUGACUAAAUGGUAUUCUACUUAUUCACAAAAGGAACGGACUAAGGUUAUUCGUGAGCUAAGUGGAGUCAUUCUUGCACGAGGACCAAAACUUUGUAAUUUUGUGGAAUGGAGAGGAUACAAAGUUGUUUAUAAAAGAUAUGCUAGUCUAUACUUCUGCAUGUGUAUUGACCAGGACGACAAUGAACUAGAGAUCCUUGAAAUAAUUCAUCAUUAUGUUGAGAUUCUUGACAGAUACUUUGGAAGUGUCUGUGAGCUGGAUUUGAUCUUCAACUUUCAUAAGGCCUAUUAUAUUUUGGACGAACUCUUGAUUGCUGGUGAACUUCAAGAGUCAAGCAAGAAAACUGUUGCACGGCUGAUAGCUGCUCAGGAUUCAUUGGUGGAGACUGCAAAAGAACAGGCCAGUUCAAUAAGUAAUAUAAUUGCUCAGGCCACCAAGUAGGGUAACAUAAUUGUGGUUGUGCAUGUUUUGGUCAACUCUAAAGUGCCAUCUGUAUUCAAUUUCAUUUCAAGUUUCCUUAUUUAGAGCUGAAUUUGCGCAUUAAGGAUCUUUCAAGAAUUGUACACUUGAUUGCUCAUCAGAUUUGUGUAUAACAGUGUGAUGGAUUUGGCUGAUGCAUCUUUACAGCUAAUAGAAACCUUUUCAUGUAAACACUACAAUUGCAACAUUCUGCAUGUUUUUUCUUGCUGUAAUUCUGCAAAAUAACAAUAUAUAUUUUCUUUGUGAAA
Messenger RNA from Mangifera indica (mango), 929 nucleotides. RefSeq names its product AP-1 complex subunit sigma-2. Lineage: Eukaryota; Viridiplantae; Streptophyta; Magnoliopsida; Sapindales; Anacardiaceae. Bases 157 to 642 code for a protein of 161 amino acids. Gene Ontology annotation, biological process: intracellular protein transport; vesicle-mediated transport. Gene Ontology annotation, molecular function: clathrin-cargo adaptor activity. The transcript is spliced from 7 exons. The record is from RefSeq and is a predicted model, not a curated record. Gene Ontology annotation, cellular component: AP-1 adaptor complex; intracellular membrane-bounded organelle; membrane coat.